CAACUUUGAAGGAAACAUGGCUGUGCAAAAAUGGAUAGAUGUCCUGAAAUUAUCAAAGAAAACAGCGCUAAUACAUGACGGAAAACGGAAGAUCCAUUACCUCUUUACAGAUGGCAAAGAAAUGGCUGAAGAGUAUGAUAUGAAAACAGAUGAACUCAUUGUAAGAAAGUGGCGGCAUAAAAGCACACUUGGAGGUCAGAGCUCUUGGGAGGUAGAAGUCGGGGAGCCGCUCAACUUUACUGCAUCGUUGGACUCGGAUGAGAUUAAAGAGAGCUCAUCCAAUCCUAUUUUCAUGCGUAAAGACACAAAAAGCAGCUUUCAGUGGAGAAUCCAUAACCUUCCGUACCCUAAAGAAGUCUUCAGUGUUUCAGCGGUUCCGUCUGACAGAUGCAUCAUCAUAAAAACCUCAAAUAAAAAAUAUUAUAAGAAGUUUUGUAUYCCUGACCUGGAUCGAAGCCAGCUGCCGCUCGAUGGCUCCGCUCUCAGCUUCACACACUCCAACAACACCCUGAUUGUCAGCUACAAAAAACCCACAGAGAUCUUGAGGCUGGAGCAGGAGCUGCUGAAGGAGCUGAAGGAGCUGAAGGGGACAGACGAAGGAGACGUUGACUGUAAAACUCAGUGAGUUCUGACUGAGAACAACAAGAUUUGGAGACUCAGCAUCAUUUUUCAGUCACUUGGAAGCUUUUGUUUAGUUUUCCAUAGACAGAAAAACUCACAGUGCCUUGUCUCUGGUUUGAUGCUUUUAUUGUGGUGAAUAUUUCUCUGCAGUUCUUAAUGCCUGUAGAUCUAAAUAAAAUAAGAAACAAUACUUUUUUA
Austrofundulus limnaeus is the source of this 819-nucleotide messenger RNA. RefSeq names its product deleted in primary ciliary dyskinesia homolog (mouse) (gene dpcd). Lineage: Eukaryota; Metazoa; Chordata; Actinopteri; Cyprinodontiformes; Rivulidae. The record is from RefSeq and is a predicted model, not a curated record.